Trichoplusia ni (cabbage looper) is the source of this 1826-nucleotide messenger RNA. Its product is annotated as organic solute transporter alpha-like protein. The transcript has 7 exons. The record is from RefSeq and is a predicted model, not a curated record. Lineage: Eukaryota; Metazoa; Arthropoda; Insecta; Lepidoptera; Noctuidae. Gene Ontology annotation, biological process: transport. Bases 248 to 1354 code for a protein of 368 amino acids. Gene Ontology annotation, molecular function: transporter activity.
GUGAACGCAAUACGCGCCGACGACGGCGAGCUGCUUGGCAGUAUGCUCAGAUGCCUUCGCCUCGACGCUCGUUCCAUCCGUCAACGGCGGAAAACGCGCGAAAUUUAAAGCAUUCAAUAAUUUGUUAGUAAAAUAUCAUGACAACUAACAUUAACGAAUAUGUUGUAAAUUAAAGUUGGCAUUAAAAACAAUGCUGAAGUUUUAAUUACGUGUGAAUUUACUAAAUAGAUAAAGUGACUGAUUUAAAAUGGAUUUGUUAAGUGAAGCCAGUAGUGGGACGCGCGUUCUCACCGCUCGUCACAUAAGUGCGGACAAACAGUUUCCCGAUACGAACAUUCCUGUAAAUACAACAUUUUUGUGCCAUAGCUACAGCUUAAAUCCUGAUUUUGGAUCCUACUUCACAGCUCUUAACACUUACGCAUGGGUGCUAUGGGCCUGUGGUGCAGCGAUCCUCAUAGCAAUAUGCGCUUUAUACGUCAUCACGUUGAAAGCUGCCAUGAAACAUUGGAGAGAGAGUAUCUCCCAUGUUGCUGUGGUACUCAGUAUAUAUCCCAUCGUGGCGGCGACCUCUUUCAUAUCAAUAGUCGUGCCCAGGGCGCGGCUGCCGGCUGAGGCAGUCGCACAAGAGGCUGUCAUGAUAGCCUUAUACCACUUCUUCUGCCUAAUGAUAGCAGAAUGUGGCGGCGUCGAGCAAUUCGUCAGGAGUGCUGGAGGCGCUGAUCUUGAGACGAGGACUAUGCCCUGCUGUUGUUGGCCGUGUUGCGUAAUUCCGAGACCGAAGUUGCAAAAACAAAGUUUAACAUGGCUAAGGUACCUCGUUCUUCAGAUACCGAUAGUGCAAGGAAUCAUUUACUUCAUAAUCCUCGUUCUUUGGGCGGAAGAUUUCAUGUUGUACCAACAAAACUUCGUGUACUUCCAACCGUUUAUUGCCGCAUCAAUUCUGUCAGGCAUGUGGGGCGUCGUGAUGUGUGGCCGAGCUAUCAGUACCAUAGGCUACCAACCAAGACAUAGGUUCUUGGUCAUACAACUAACAUUGGUGAUUGUCAAACUACAGAAUGGGUUGACAAGAUCCUUGCCUGAUAUCGCCACAUUGCCAUGCAUACUACGAAUACAUCCCGCCGUUUUUACCAAUAUGGUACAAAACUGUGUCAUAAUCGUUGAGAUGCUACUGCUGUCUUUAUGGGCAUGGCGGCUCUACAGACAACCACCCGGAAAAGACCUGGAGAAAGUGCUGAGGGACAAAGUCGUGGUAGCUGUCCUAGAAGACAACACGAGAUCUAUUGAUGUGAGGGUCAAAGACGGCGUCGACAACAAGUCCUUCAACAAUAACAACAGUGAAGACGGAACCCUUUGAAUAGACUGGGGUCUGAUUAUGUUGUAUCAAGUCAAAAGACAAGAAGAACAGGGGGCGUAUUCUCUAAGCGUAAAAUAAUGUAGGUGUUGACAGUGUUCACAAAUCACACCCACUUUAAUUGUAAUCAUGUUAGGUGCCUUUAUUAUGUAGUUCGUAUAUCUAAAUGUUGUCGAUCACUUUGUAAAUCAAGUUUUUGUGAUACACGUUUAGCAAAUACAAGUACAAUUAUGUACCUGAACGUACGUAUGUAGGAUCCAUGGUCCGUUUGAUUUAAAAAUAUUAUAAUUACGUAUUCUUAUAAACGUAUUUCAAGAAACUACAUUUUAUAACUCAUUUUUGUAAUAGAUUCUAUUAUGAUGUGUCUUUAGUGUAUUUUUUAUAUUGUAUCAAAAUGACAAAGUGCACCAAACUUUGUAGAUGUGAAGUUAUUAUGAAUAUUGUGAUAAAAUUGAAUUAGAUAAAUAUACAUGUA